AUUCGUGUUUGGGACACAGGUUUGGGAUGUGGUUUGGGACCUCUGGCCUCUGGGACAACUAAAUUCGUGAACACUUGUAAAAUAACAUUAAUUAUUGAUAAAAUUAUAUAUGAUAAGUUUAAAUUAUAAAUAUCGGUAAAAUAAAAUAGCGAAACAUGGCUGAGACUACAGAGAAAGUAGAAAGUAAUUGUGAUGCACGUCGUAGGAUUCUCAACAUAGCUGUAUCAACUGUUCUAUUAGAAACUGGCUUUGAAUCCGCGGAUAAAAUGAGUUUGGAAACAUUAACAGAGAUGCUACAAGCAUUUUUCACUGAAGUUGGAAAUUCUGCCAGAGGCUACUGCGAACUUUCGGGUCGAGUAGAGCCCGUUUUAGGAGAUAUUAUGAUGGCUCUUAUUAAUAUGGGUAUCAAUCUACAAGGACUAGAACAAUAUGCAGCUCGGCCGAACAGACAUGUGAUCCAGCCUCCGCAACAGGCACCAGUUCCUAGGACACCUGCAAUGCUCUCAGCGGGAUCCAAAGCUAAACCCUCACCUCACAUACCAUUCCAUUUACCACCUCUACCAGACCCACAUGCUUAUAUAAGGACUCCGACACAUAAACAACCUGUAACAGAAUAUGAAGCUAUAAGAGAGAAAGCUGCCACACAAAAGAGAGAUAUAGAAAAAGCUUUGACUAAGUUUUUAUCGAAAACAAGUGAAACACACAAUCUAUUCAAUACAGAAGAUAAUCAGGUUUAUCCUUUGAUAGCAUGUAAGCCAACAUUCCCUGCAUAUUUACCAUGCCUGUUACCAACUGAUCAAGUAUUUGAUUUUGAUGAAUUGGAAUAUCACUUCCAAGUUGCUAAUCGAACUGAAGACUUGCCAGCUGAUAAGAAAGACCAAUCUGAUAAUGAAGGUGAAAUUGGAGGGGACAAUGAAAAUGCAAAUAAUUCCCAAUCAGAAAAUCCUGAUAUAACUGGCAUUUCAAGUCCAGAUAGAAAUAAAUCUGGAGGUUAAUUUGUAACUGUUAUUUUUAGAUAAGGUUAAAUAUAAUGUUAAGACAAAACCAAUAUAUUUUAAGACAAUA
Molecule: messenger RNA, 1065 nt
Organism: Colias croceus (clouded yellow)
Lineage: Eukaryota; Metazoa; Arthropoda; Insecta; Lepidoptera; Pieridae
Gene: Taf8
Product: transcription initiation factor TFIID subunit 8
Exons: 6
Coding region: 156-995 (279 amino acids)
Biological process (GO): transcription initiation at RNA polymerase II promoter
Cellular component (GO): transcription factor TFIID complex
Molecular function (GO): protein heterodimerization activity
Source: RefSeq, a predicted model, not a curated record